ACACCAGCAGCAGGCUGAGAACAAAACCAACAAAACGGUUUCAUUCUGCUUCAAAAAUCAAAAGUCACCUGCAAAUUCGCUCUCUUCGUGUUCUUCUUCUUUCUAUUGAGAAUGGAAGACCAAGGUGGUGGUGGUGGCACGAAACAGACGAACAAUGCGUACGUGGACACGUCGAAAGCGGAGAGAGCAGUGUGGCUGAUGAAGUGUCCUCCCCUCGUCUCUCGCUGCCUCCGCGCCCCUCCCUCCGACCCCUCUCGCCCCGUCGCCAAGGUCGUUGUCUCUAUCGACCCUCUCAACUCCAACGACGACGAUUCUCCUCCUCAGUUUACAAUGGAGUUGGCUGGAACUGAAGCUGGACAUAUACCCAGAUGUUAUGUUAUGGAUAUGUCUAAAGACUUCAUUCCCAUGUCUGUGUUUUCAGACACACAGCAAGGAAAGAUCUCUGUGGAGGGAAAAAUACUGAACAAGUUUGACAUGAGGCCCCAUAAUCAAAACCUUGAACUCUAUGGGAAACUCUGCCGGGAAAGGACAAACAAGUAUAUGGUCAAAAGUAGACAGAUUCAGGUUAUUGACAAUGAUAGUGGGGCACAUAUGAGGCCAAUGCCAGGGAUGAUCAGUUUUUCAACUUCUGGGCCCCCUGAAAAGAAGAAAACUCCUGCUAAAGCAACCGAUACAAAGAGAACAAGAAGAGAUCGUGGGGAGAUGGAAGAGAUUGUGUUUAAGCUAUUUGAACGGCAAUCUAAUUGGAGUUUAAGAAACCUCAUACAAGAAACCGACCAACCUGAACAAUUUCUGAAAGAUAUACUAAAAGACCUUUGUGUCUACAACAACAAAGGAACUAAUCAAGGCACGUAUGAAUUGAAGCCUGAAUACAGAAAAUCUGGAGAUUAAGCGACCUUCAAAUUUUGCUAUAUCACAAUUUAUUUGUGUUCCUUAGUCGGAAAGCAGAACUAGAUUAAUUUUUGAACAAUUUACGGUGUUAUUGCAAAAUUAACAAAAAUUACAAUGUGAAAUUGCUCCGAAACUGGCAAAUGGCACGAGAGGUUGAUUUGUGCUGUGCAUUGAAUUUCCUAAACUUUUUCUGAAACAUAAUUAAGUGUAUGGAACUUUGGAUACUUGUAAGUCAUUGGAUGCAUUUUUACUACUUCAAAGGUUGUAGAUGUUUAUAGUCAUUAAGUUUACGCAACUUUGGAUACAUGUAAGUCAUUGGAUGCAUUUCUACUGCUGCAAAGGUUGUAGAUGUUUAUAGUCA
Molecule: messenger RNA, 1252 nt
Organism: Vigna angularis (adzuki bean)
Lineage: Eukaryota; Viridiplantae; Streptophyta; Magnoliopsida; Fabales; Fabaceae
Exons: 7
Coding region: 112-891 (259 amino acids)
Biological process (GO): transcription by RNA polymerase II; transcription initiation at RNA polymerase II promoter
Cellular component (GO): transcription factor TFIIF complex
Source: RefSeq, a predicted model, not a curated record